AUGGAACCACUUAACAACAGCAGCAGUAGCACAACACCACCACCAAGCGAUUUGAUUAAAAAAGAUGGAUUAAUUUCCGAAUCAUUAAGCUCUGAUCAAUUGAUGAAAUUGGAGGCUUCAUAUGCUGCUCACACCUAUCAUCCAAUUCCAGUCGUAUUUCAAGAAAGCACAAGUUCAUAUUCUGCUGUUCAAUCAAGUCACCCAAAGAUUGUUGAAGCUUUGAUAAGCCAAGCUCAAAAGUGUGCAUUGAGUUCAAGAGCUUUUUACAAUGAAGUAUUCCCACAAUAUGCCAAAUACAUUACCGAUUUCUUUGGCUAUGAAAUGGUACUCCCAAUGAACACUGGUGCCGAGGCUGUCGAAACUGGCAUUAAAUUGGCACGUAGAUGGGGUUAUGUUCACAAGCAAAUUCCAGAAGAUGAAGCUAUUAUAAUUAGUUGCAAGGGAUGUUUCCAUGGUAGAACCAUUGGUGUCAUCUCCCUGAGUGACGAUCCAACUUCAUACUCCAACUAUGGUCCACUCUUGAGUGGAUUUGUAAAGAUUGAUUAUAACAAUACCGAGCAACUAGAACAAGUUUUAAAACAACACGGCAGUCGUAUUUGUGGUUUCAUUGUCGAACCAAUUCAAGGAGAGGCUGGUGUCGUUGUACCAGAUGAAGGAUACUUGAAGAAAUGCUAUGAAUUAUGUAAAAAGUAUAAUGUUUUAUUUAUUGCCGACGAAAUCCAAACUGGAUUGUGCAGAACUGGCAAAUUAUUAUGUUGCGAUUGGGAGCAAGUAAAGCCAGAUAUUUUAUUGCUUGGAAAGGCCAUUUCAGGUGGUCUAUUGCCAAUCUCUGCCGUUUUAUCAUCAAAGAAUGUCAUGUUGACCAUCAAGCCAGGUGAACAUGGCUCAACAUAUGGUGGCAGUCCACUUGCCUCUGCUGUUGCCAUGGCCGCAUUGGAAGUACUAAAGGUAGAGAACCUUGCUGAAAAGUCACAAGAGUUGGGUGAACACUUUAGAAAUCAAGUCUUAAAGAUCAAGUCACCAUUGAUCCAACUCGUUAGAGGAAAGGGCUUACUCAAUGCCAUUGUCGUCGAUCCAAAUGCCAAGAUCACUGCAUGGGAAAUUUGUCUAAUGUUUGCUGAAAAGGGACUUCUUGCCAAACCAACUCAUGACCACAUUAUUCGUAUGGCUCCACCCCUUACCAUUACUCGUGAACAAUUGGAUGAAUGUAUUGUCAUUAUCAGACAAGUAUUUGAAGAUGCUGAUAAACAAAAGGAUAUCCCAGGAAAAUAA
Cavenderia fasciculata is the source of this 1272-nucleotide messenger RNA. RefSeq names its product ornithine-oxo-acid transaminase (gene oatA). NCBI's taxonomy places the organism in Eukaryota, Evosea, Eumycetozoa, Acytosteliales, Cavenderiaceae. The coding region runs from base 1 to 1272 and encodes 423 amino acids. The transcript is spliced from 4 exons. The record is from RefSeq and is a predicted model, not a curated record. Gene Ontology annotation, cellular component: cytoplasm. Gene Ontology annotation, molecular function: identical protein binding; L-ornithine transaminase activity; pyridoxal phosphate binding.